Rhopalosiphum maidis (corn leaf aphid) is the source of this 884-nucleotide messenger RNA. RefSeq names its product EEF1A lysine methyltransferase 2. Gene Ontology annotation, molecular function: protein-lysine N-methyltransferase activity. The transcript has 5 exons. The coding region runs from base 143 to 802 and encodes 219 amino acids. The record is from RefSeq and is a predicted model, not a curated record. Gene Ontology annotation, biological process: peptidyl-lysine monomethylation; peptidyl-lysine dimethylation. NCBI's taxonomy places the organism in Eukaryota, Metazoa, Arthropoda, Insecta, Hemiptera, Aphididae. Gene Ontology annotation, cellular component: cytoplasm.
UUUUCAAAAAUAUUGUAUUCAAUUUAAAAUUAAUCUUAUAACUAAACAAUUAACAUUGUAAAUGAGAAAUUGGUAAUAUAAAGUGUAAACAAAAAAUAUUUUUAUUAUUUUUUAAAUUCUUAAUUCAUAUUUGUAUUUAAAAAUGAGCUUCAAUAAGAAUAGUUCUCAAGACAAACCUAAUUUAGCUACAGAGGAAUAUUGGAAUGAUACUUACAAUGUAGAAUUGGACAAUUUUAAAAACUUUGGCGACCCUGGUGCUGAAUGGUUUGGCCAUAGUAUAGGAUUAAAGAUGAUCAAGUGUAUACAAUCAAACUGUAAAAUUAGUCAAGAAGAUCCCAUUUUAGAUGUUGGAUGUGGAAAUGCAUUACUUUUAACUCAAUUAGCUAAAUUAGGAUUUUCCAAUCUGUACGGCAUAGAUUAUUCAGCGCCUGCAGUAAAAUUAGCAAAUUCAAUAGUUAAAGAUCAAAAAAUAGAAAAUAUAAUACUAAAGGAAUUUGACUUUUUGACUGAUGAUGUAAAAACUUUACCGACAUUUUCAUUGGUCUUGGAUAAAGGUACUUACGAUGUUAUUAGUAUGGACGAUGAAAGUAAAGAAAAGAGAAGUCGGUACAAAGAAAACAUAAUCAACUUGUUACAACCAAAUGGAAUGUUUUUAAUUGUUAGUUGUAACUGGACACAACUAGAAUUGAAUGAACAAUUUGGCGAUGCCUUUCAAGUUGUUCACACUAUACCAACUCCGUCGUUCCAGUUUGGAGGAGCUGUUGGUAAUACAUUGUCAGCCACUCUUUACCAAAAAUUAUGAAAAAAGAAAAAUAUUAUGUUUUAUUUGAUGCUGAUUAAUUUACUAUUGUGGUUUUCUUUACAAUAAACUCUACGCUAUUUAA